GCCAAGACGAUUUGAUCUCCCUUGUCCCUAUUUGCCACCGUUUUUCUGCCCUUUUCUUUUUUUUUUUUUGCAUUGAAGGUUUGGCCCUUGACCGAGAUGCAGACAUCUGCUCCUCAGUGUUUUGAGUCGUCUUUCCCUGCCGUUUUGUGCUUUUUUCUUUAUCUUCGCUGCGGAGCUAAGCAAAAAAGCCUGGAUCCAAUGGUCAGAGGAUGGACCAUUGUCGAAACGAACAAGAGACAGCCCCGAACAGGGUAGCCCUUCCUCCUCAAGGGUUCUCCUCGGGAAGCGGAGAAAAUGACGCAAAUAUCCAAGCGCGUUCCUAAAGGACCAUUGACAGUCGAGGUUGACCCAUGCAUGGCCCACGCUAUUCUUCUCCCGUCUUUCUAUGCCUCUUUAGUUUGCACUUUUCGACCGCGUCGUCGCGUCUGGCACCACUCCUUCUGUUGAUUCCAAUCCGACAGCCUCUCCCUCUUUCAUCAAAGAAAACGCUUACUUUAGUUCAUUCGAGCGCUCUUUCUUAUUCUUGUGGUUUUUCCUUUACCUUUCUCUCACACAUUCCUUCCUAUCUUCCUUAUCUUUUCCUUCCCUUGCCUGUGUCAUCAGGUUUUUUUUUUUCUAUUUCGCCCCCGACCUUCAUUCUUUGUCGUCUAUAGCGGUCGAUGUGCAUGAAUGGUCCAGAAGAACACAGCGCGUGCAAUGGUGCCAAUGAAAUCAACAGUAGCCGAUGUCUGAAAUCCUGCAUGCCCCUCCGAGCGCAUGAAAUGAGAAGAGCAUGCUGAGACCCUCUUGCGCCCAAUUCUUCCCGUUCCUGACGGUACAUUCGCGCAAUGGCCGGUUCUUUUUUCUUUUCUUUUUUUUUUCUCUCUCUCUUUAUGCUAUUUCACUUU
Molecule: messenger RNA, 887 nt
Organism: Gamsiella multidivaricata
Lineage: Eukaryota; Fungi; Mortierellomycota; Mortierellomycetes; Mortierellales; Mortierellaceae
Exons: 1
Coding region: 351-653 (100 amino acids)
Source: RefSeq, a predicted model, not a curated record